Messenger RNA from Danio aesculapii, 1155 nucleotides. It is a transcript of the gene spaca4l, whose product is annotated as sperm acrosome associated 4 like. The transcript has 3 exons. The record is from RefSeq and is a predicted model, not a curated record. Bases 84 to 467 code for a protein of 127 amino acids. NCBI's taxonomy places the organism in Eukaryota, Metazoa, Chordata, Actinopteri, Cypriniformes, Danionidae.
CUAGCGGAUCUCCGCUGUUAACGGGAGUCUGACGGCAGUGUAACGGUCUUCUACUUGAACCCAGCUCACUUACAGCAGAAAACAUGAACAAAAUCAUUCUCGCCUCCUUUGUGCUUGCUCUUUAUUUCGCAGUUGGUCAUGGCCUGCAGUGUUAUGACUGUAAAUUGGGUUUUUGGGAUUUUUGCUUUACAACCAAAAAGACAUGUGAUGCUGGCCAACAGUGCUUCAGUGGAUUAGGGAAAGCAGGUGGUCUUGUGGAUAUAAAGACGAAAGGAUGUCUUGAGCUGUCCAAAUGCAACAAAACGGAAGCGACGACUUUUCCAGCUAACUCAAGCACUCAGAUAUACCAGAUGACCAAGACAUGUUGUGCUACUGACCUGUGUAACUCAGGUCACAUUCACAUCUCUGCUGUCAGCAUGGCUUUCACUACCAUCACUUCUGUGUUCAUGGCCAAAUUGCUAAUUUGAGGAGGAUCAUUUUAGCUUUCAUAUUUACAGAGGAAAUCAUGCAUAGUAGUAUAACCGCAUCCCUGUUGCUUUAAUAUAGCUUUAAAGAAGGCAAUAUGAAACAUUAAUAUAAUGAAUAUUUAAAUUGGGUUACACACUGGAACUUGAAUAGCAGUCAAUCCUAAAUUAAUGUUUUCAGUUGUAAAAAUAUGGCACAACAUACCAUCAAUUUAGGCAGGUUUGCAUGUAAUAAUCAGCAUCAAGUAACAUUCUGAAAAAGGGUUACCCAUAAAAUCCUUGUUAAAUUAAUGUUUUAUCGCUGGUAGAAUGUUGUUGUCUAUUUUAUGAUUUUUAUCUGCAGGAAAACAUACUUUAACAAUAGUUUAUGGUCUUCUAUUCUGGACCAAAAUUUUAAUGCUUGCAUUAUGUUUAGGAAAUUGUUUAGUUUAAAUAUUGGGGAUUUCAUGCAUUGUAUUUUAGAUGUAUGCCUUUUUUUCCAACUAUAAAGUCGUUUUUUAUCCUUUACUGGAAUAAAUGUGUGAAAACUUCACCAACAGGAUCUACAGAAUGAAGGCUUAUGUUUACAACUGUCUGCAAAGCAAUGAUAAGACCUUUGCCCUAUUUCAACAAAUUAUCUGUUUAAGCUGUCAUUAUAAUGUGUGCUGCCAUUUCAAUAUAAGAACAAUAAACCUGUUUUAAAGACACAAAA